Molecule: messenger RNA, 1093 nt
Organism: Physella acuta
Lineage: Eukaryota; Metazoa; Mollusca; Gastropoda; Physidae
Source: RefSeq, a predicted model, not a curated record
GAUACGCCACUUUCGAGGCUGUGUGACGAUCGUAACAAUUUAGUAACAUAGUUGGACAUAACUUGGUAACGAUCUGUAUAGGCCAAGUUAAUACAUAUUGUCGUCUGAUAUCUUUUAAGUAAUGACUUAAAAUAUUUAAGAUGGCUAAAGUUUCCACGCACGUAGUUGGAAGUUGGUUUCCAACUGGCUACUAUGGUCAUUACAGAAGUAGGACACGAACUGACUUUGUUAAUGAAUAUAGACAGCUAGCUAAACCACAACCACCUAAUAAAUUCAUCUACCGUUCAUCUCUACCAGUUUCUUCACAUGUAUUUUCUUUGCAUGACAACAGAAAUUCUUCCACCAUUGAUGCAACUUACUUUGAACAGGGACUGGGAAGACGUAGACAUCCAGAAAAAUCUGGGGCGUUUGACCCAAACUUUAUGGCCUGGUGCCCCAAUACUUCUUGUUUAAAAGCUGGACGACCUCUGACUUCCACAUAUAGAAAAGAUUUUAGAUUAAAUGAACCUAAUGUACAAAAGUUGGUACACCGUCCUCAGACUUCUUUUGAUACAGCAUAUACCACAACUUAUCGUACAGUGUAUGGUGGAGAUUCUCCCAACCGUGAUCUUAUCAACGCUAUGAACAAUGAAGCUUUGAUGUUGACAACACAAAACAGACAAAGACAAGCAAAACUUAGAAAAUCUAAUCACCGUGAGACCGUGGCCUCAUGUAUGUCCUGGUAUCGUCCUCGUGUGCCAGCAGCAACUGCUCACUGUAAUUACACAGAUAUUGACAUCAGGCCUGCGCAGACUGAACAGAUAAAUAUGAAUAACUGUGCAUCUUCUGAUAGUCAAGCAUCAGCUGCUCCAGUGGUUCAGACUGUUGAAUAGUUUAAGAACUGUACUAUUUAAUAAAACAUAGACUGACUAUUUGAUGACUAUUUCAUAAGUUACAAUAAGCAUAACUUUAGUUUUUUUAUAGAUAAAUUUCAUUAUACAAUUAUUUUGAUAUGACUUAUACUUACAAAGGCAUUUUCUCAAAACCAUCUAAUAAUACUAAAUGCAUUUUUCCUAAUCCAUAAGAAAAGACUUAAAAAUGCAAAUUAAAACGC